Drosophila miranda is the source of this 910-nucleotide messenger RNA. RefSeq lists its product as uncharacterized. The transcript is spliced from 3 exons. Lineage: Eukaryota; Metazoa; Arthropoda; Insecta; Diptera; Drosophilidae. The coding region runs from base 62 to 910 and encodes 282 amino acids. The record is from RefSeq and is a predicted model, not a curated record.
AGUCAAUCUAUAGUUUUGGUUUCAUUCAAUUUUGUAGGGCCUUUCGUUGCCCAACGAUCUAAUGUACAACAUGAUGCCUGUGGAGCCGCGUCGGGUGACGAGGAAUUGGUUUCCGCAAAACGACACGGACGGUGUUAAGCGACAGAUUGAUGCGGUUAAUUUCCCAAAAAUCAACUUCAUCAGCGAUCAUCUGCACGUCGUCUGCCACAAUCUGUUGCCCAGCAAGCCAAUGGGCAUUCCCAGUCCGUUGGUCAUUGUGGGCUUCUCUGAUAUAUGUCGGGCCUUCCUGCGCCAUAUUAUCUUUGGUUGGAACAGUAAAGACUUUGCCAAUUUCAAGCGAUACAACUGCCUGCCCAUGGUCGAUAUCACAGUGAUAGUGCCACAUGGCGUGGUGGAGGCGGCCUAUGAUUCCGACUUCAGUUGUAGCUAUUGUCAGGGGAGCUAUGUGAGCAUUGGCUCCAGCAGUCCCUUUGUGAAGGACGCCACGCACCGACUGGAUCUGCGGCACUGGGUGCAGUUUGUUCCUGGCAAUCUGGAGUCUAUCGAUCGGACUGAGAAGGUGAUUCGCUUGUCGGACAGCUGUAAUAUCCACUACGAAAAGUUACUUCUGCUAAAAGACAUUAGGUACGGGUUAAAAGACGAGGACACCACUGUCGCAAUGCCGCACAACUAUUCAGUCAUUAAUUAUCGCCUCGACAAAGUAAUACUCUACCACAAGCUGCAGAACUUAUUUGAGAACGAUUACCUGUGCACUCCGAUUAUCAUUUAUGGCUAUAGUCUGGCCGUGUACGAGUGCAUAAACUUUAUUGCUACCCAUGGCUGCAAGCCAAAGGACAGCCGCAUAUUCCGGUGGUAUCCGAACAAAUCCUUUAUCCCAGAGAGGACGCUGGGUUGGAUCCGAUUCUCAUAG